Molecule: messenger RNA, 930 nt
Organism: Rotaria socialis
Lineage: Eukaryota; Metazoa; Rotifera; Eurotatoria; Philodinida; Philodinidae
Source: the annotation of a GenBank genome assembly
AUGACAAAAAUGGUAUUCUUUAAAUUCAUUCUUAUUAUUGGUUUAUUUGUAACGAUGACACGUGCAGAAUGUCCAGUAACUGAUAAUCCAAAAGAACUUGUUAAUUGUCUUCAGUACUUUACAUCUGCACUUUAUGGAGCUAUUGUAAAAGAUGUGACCAUUAUAUGUCAAGUUGCCGCUGAUAUCGCAAAAUGUUUGCAUGACGAAAUGGGUGAUUGUGUUGCAGCUGAAAUGGGUAAAGCAGCACUUAAUCAAGCUAAGGAACUUGCCGAAAACUGUUGUCCGGAAAGAAAUAAUACAAAAUGUCCGAUUCGAGAGGCUAUGUUCAUCACCACGCAACGUUGUUUUGCUGCCGAUUCUCUCGUCACUUUAGUUGGUGGAGAACAAAAAAGAAUCAUCGAGCUAGAAUCAGGUGAUAAAGUUCUUGCUUAUGAUGAUGAAACAAGUAAAGUUAUUUCAACAAGUAUAAUUACAAUGCUCGAUCAGCAACCAGAUCAAUAUGCUGUAUUCAAGCAAUUAACUACGGUUUCCGGUCGGCAACUAUCACUUACUUCAUCUCAUCUACUACCUACUGAUAUUCAUGGUUAUAUUAUGGCAAAGAAUAUUCGUGUUGGUAUGAAUAUCUAUGUCAUGAAUGACAAUGGUUUAUUAAUGACUGAAACCAUUUCGAAUGUAGCCGAUAUUGUUAAACAAGGAUAUGUCGCUCCAUUGACGCAACAAGGCACAUUGAUUGUUAAUAAUAUUGCAGUUUCAUGCUAUGCGACAAUCAACAAUCAUUAUUUAGCUCAUCUUGCAUUAGCACCUAUGCGCUGGUGGUAUAGUUUAUUUGGAGAAACAAAACAAUCGGAUAAAACGAUUGGUAUUCAUUGGUUUCCAAAGAUGCUCUAUGAAAUGACAACAUUUUUAAUGCCUUCAAUAAUUCAGAACUAA